UUAAACUACGGAAGGUCAAGACUUGUGGAAGGAUCUCACCUGUGCUCUGGGAGAGUGGAGAUGCUUCUUGUAGGUGGAUGGGGUUCAGUGUGUGACGCUGCCUUUGACCAGCAGGAUGCAGAGGUUGUGUGUAGAGAGAUGAAAUGUGGGGCUCCUGUACAGGUGCUGGGAGCAGCUGCUUUUGGUAAAGGAGACGCUCAGAUGUGGACACAAGAGAUUCAGUGCAGAGGAGACGAAUCACACAUUCAACGCUGUCCAUCAUCAAACUCACAUAAAAUAAAAUGCACCCAUGAAAAUGAUGUUGGAUUGAUAUGUUCUGGUUACACUGAUCUCAGACUGACAAACGGUUCAGACUCUUGUUCUGGAAGAGUGGAGCUUCAGUUCCUCAAUGAGUGGGGCACAGUGUGUGAUGCAUGCUGGGAUAUGAGAGCUGCCAGUGUCCUCUGUAGACAGCUGAAUUGUGGGAUUGCUGUGUCUGUUGUGGGAUCAGACUGGUUUGGAGAGGGAAGUGCUGAAAUCAGGGCUGAUGUGUUUGAUUAUGAAGAAUCAGCUCGUAACUGGCUGGAUAAAGUGAAGUGUCGACCACAUGAUUCAUAUCUGUGGCAGUGUCCAUCUUCACCCUGGGGAAAGAAUGACUGUGAUAAGAAUGAAGUGGCCAAAAUCAACUGCUCAAAGGACGAGAAUCAGGAGUCUCCUCGGAGUCGUCUGACGUGUUUUAUUUCACCAUCUCCUCACCAGAAACAGUGUUCAGAAGAACAAGAAGUCUAA
Molecule: messenger RNA, 768 nt
Organism: Cyprinus carpio (common carp)
Lineage: Eukaryota; Metazoa; Chordata; Actinopteri; Cypriniformes; Cyprinidae
Product: scavenger receptor cysteine-rich type 1 protein M130-like
Exons: 5
Coding region: 61-768 (235 amino acids)
Cellular component (GO): membrane
Source: RefSeq, a predicted model, not a curated record